AUGAACGUGGAUGUUGAGCAGUCUUUAAUGACAAAGCCAUUUAACGACCUUGCUUCAGUAAAUUUCGGUCAUAUUGCUCAAUUAAUUUCUAGCCCUUCCAUCCCUCCUUUUACCCAUUCCUAUAAGCUUAAUUUUCCAUCCAUUCCCUUUUUAGUUUCCUCUCCUUCUACUUUAACUCAACAUAUGCCAUAUCUUCAUGUGUCGAUCAUACCGACAUAUAGCCAUCGUAAGGUGAGUUCUGGUGUUAAGUCACGUGGAAAAGCUUUGAGUACUUGUCAACAUAUCGGCUCAGUUUUAGAUUACAAUUCUGUUAACCCAGCUGCAGAUGAAGAAAGAAAUUUUCAUAUUGAAUGGUGCGAUUGA
This is a messenger RNA of Clunio marinus, 363 nucleotides long. The record is from the annotation of a GenBank genome assembly. Lineage: Eukaryota; Metazoa; Arthropoda; Insecta; Diptera; Chironomidae.